Molecule: messenger RNA, 1081 nt
Organism: Mycetomoellerius zeteki
Lineage: Eukaryota; Metazoa; Arthropoda; Insecta; Hymenoptera; Formicidae
Exons: 2
Coding region: 165-788 (207 amino acids)
Source: RefSeq, a predicted model, not a curated record
UAGGUUCGAUAUCUGAUGGUGGAGUGUGGUUGCACAGUGACUUUGGUUCUAGCUUAGAGCAAGGAUUAAUUGAUUUGCCACAUCCAGAGCCAUUGUUAGGGACAAAUAUUCCCUACCCAUUUGCUUUUGUUAGCGAUGAAGCUUUUCCACUCAAAACUUAUUUAAUGCGGCCCUAUGCAAAGUCAAAGAGACUUCGACGUCAGCAACAAAUUCCAGCAGCACAAGUACGAGCAAUGUUUGAAGCAAAUAAUAAUGAAAAUGUAGAAAAUGAUAAUAUACAAGAUGAUAAUGGAAGGAAUAAUGAAUAUUUGGACGCUGUACCUGGUCUUACGAUACCACAGAGAAUUUUUAAUUAUCGGCUGUCUAGAGCUCGUAGAGUAAUUGAGAACGCUUUCGGUAUACUUGUUUCAAAAUGGGCUGUUUUAAAAGAUUCUAUAUGCUGUAAACCAGAAACUGCCGAGUCCAUUGUUAUGGCCCUCAUUUGUCUGCACAAUUUUCUUCUGGAAAGCGAAAAAAAUACAUUACCUGCCACGCGUAUGUAUCAAAAUUCAGGACUUGUUGAUGGAUAUGGGCCAAAUGGUGAGCUACAAAAUGGAGAGUGGAGAGCUCAAGUGCCACAACAUAGCAUGAUGGAACGAGCUGGCAGACUUGGAGCAAAUAAUCCUACCCGGGCAGCCAUUAUUCAAAGAGAUAAAUUAAGAGACUAUUUUCUUACUGAAGAGGGUGAGAUUUUGUGGCAAUAUCGUCAUGUACUAGGAAAUAUACCAAUUAUUAUAAAUCCGAUGUAAACAUUUUUGUACACUCGAAAUAUACACAGUAAAAUAUAUAUAGUGCGGAGGAAUAUGUUGCAUUUCUUAUAUCCCGAAGUUCUGAUGGAAGCUGCAGGCGUAAAGAUCGCAACGUCUCUGCCUAAAGAGAAAGAAGAUGUGAAUUUACUUCUACCGGAAAAGAUAUUCAUUCGGCUCAAAUAUUUAUUUGAAUGUAUAAAGUUUUCCAUAUACUUCAGCCAAUACACAAUCAAUUACAAUUCGAUGUUAUCAAGGUUGGCAGACGUUACUUUUCCAUUACUUUUUAUAAUAAA